AUGGGAAGUGUCAAAUUGCCAUCCUUUGAGCAUUACUGGUCCAAAAAUAAACUUUACAAGUUCCCAGUGUUUUCUAAGGUAAUGUCUCGAAAUAAGUUUCAGUUAAUGUUAAGGUUUUGGCACUUUGUUGAUAAUGAAACAACAGUUGGUGGACGCUUGAAUAAAAUUCAACUACUGAUUGAUCAAUUGAACGGGACAAUGGCUAACAUUUACACACCCGACAAGAAUUUUUCGAUUGACGAAUCAAUGAUGCUUUGGAGAGGACGCCUCAUAUUCAGGCAAUAUAUAAAAAACAAACGACACAAAUACGGCGUUAAAUUUUAUGAGCUUUGCAAGUCUGACGGCAUUGUUUUGAAUGUUAAAAUUUACUCUGGUGAACCGACACCCGACCCUCGUUAG
Hydractinia symbiolongicarpus is the source of this 399-nucleotide messenger RNA. RefSeq names its product piggyBac transposable element-derived protein 4-like. Bases 1 to 399 code for a protein of 132 amino acids. Lineage: Eukaryota; Metazoa; Cnidaria; Hydrozoa; Anthoathecata; Hydractiniidae. The transcript has a single exon. The record is from RefSeq and is a predicted model, not a curated record.